Neohortaea acidophila is the source of this 696-nucleotide messenger RNA. RefSeq lists its product as uncharacterized. The record is from RefSeq and is a predicted model, not a curated record. The transcript has 2 exons. Lineage: Eukaryota; Fungi; Ascomycota; Dothideomycetes; Mycosphaerellales; Teratosphaeriaceae. The coding region runs from base 1 to 696 and encodes 231 amino acids.
AUGGCGCCUCCAUCAACGCCAGACAACUUCCCAUCGCAGGCCGCAUUCGACUACCUAAUUCUCAUCGAAGUCGGCCCCGAAGCGACCAAACGCACCUUCCAAGUCUUCAAAGGCGUCAUCUGCUUCUACUCAGGCUACUUCGCCACCUCACUCAACAGCGCCUUUCGCGAAGCGCACAACCACGUCGUUCGCCUUCCCACUGAAGACCCCCUCCUCUUCGCAUACUUCCACCACUGGCUGUACACCCGCACGUUUUUCGACUCUAGUCUUGAUCCUGCCGUCGCGCUGGAUUUUGACACUCUCGCGCGACUGUGGGUGUUCGGCGACGCGCAUGACAUCCCUAUGCUGCAGAACGAGGUGAUCGACAUCCUCCGGCGCAAAAUGGACAGCAAGACGUUCUUUUCGGCCGAAGUGAUCGCGUACAUCUACGACAACACGGUGGAGAGCUCGACGCUGCGGCAUCUGGUGAAGCAGACGUUGAAAGACUGGCUGGGUUGGACGUUGUGGUGGGGCCCCGCGGCGGAGUUGGAGAACAUGGACUGCGAAGACGUGGUGGACCUCGCGGGGACGUUGAAGGAGAUGGACUACGAUCCGCGGGAGAGAUUUAGUGCUAUCAAGGCUGUGCGAGAGAGCUUGUCCCGUUAUUGGCAGAAGCAUGAGGAGGGGGAGAAGGGCGAGAUGCGUGAUGGAAAAUGA